This is a messenger RNA of Drosophila simulans, 1833 nucleotides long. RefSeq lists its product as uncharacterized. The transcript has 3 exons. NCBI's taxonomy places the organism in Eukaryota, Metazoa, Arthropoda, Insecta, Diptera, Drosophilidae. The record is from RefSeq and is a predicted model, not a curated record. The coding region runs from base 291 to 509 and encodes 72 amino acids.
CUGCCAAUAACAUACCUAUCUUAAAAUAGUAUCUAUAGACACGGUAUAUUACAAUACUUUUUAAAAGUUUAAACAAAACAAAUGGAACGUAUUGAACGUAGUUGUAAAGAAUUUUUUCCAUUUCUGGGCUAUUGUUCACAUUUUUCCCUUUAUUACUAGGGUUCACUGUAUGUAUGAAUAGUUAGGCGUAGCUUUUGUUUGAUCAGUUGGUGGCUUUUUAAAGUCGAUACUUCAAUUUGACUUUAUAUCUCAUUUGGAACUCUGUCAUCAAAGUGUAAAGUGUGUUAAAAAUGAUAAGGUCUAAUCCUAAACUGCCAUGUUUCACCAGCAAGGUGCCGCCCAGCCAAGUGAUUCUGACCAUUUUCCUGUGUUUAGCCGUAUUUUACGGCCUGGCUAAGCUCGUCGCCAUUCCGCUGCGCAUCGAUGACUUCGACAGCUUCAGACCAAUUCGCACCGAGGAUGUGCAGUCACCAGGUCAAGGAUUUGGAAAAUCUGAGAUAGACCCCUGAGCCCAGCCAAUCAUCAAUUGCAAACUGGGAAUGCAAUGCCAGGUUGUGUGGGUGGCACAUCAGAGACCAACCAGUAUGUUUGCCCGACUUGCUUGGCGCUUUGCAAUGGCAAUUGCAAUGAAAAUUGCAAUUGUAAUUGCAAAUUAAUUAAAUUUAAGCAUGAACAACAUGUCAGACCGCCAGCGCCGCUCCAAUCUAAUGUACGAUAGCAAUUAAACGCAAUUUAACCGCGUAUUUGCUUAUCAUUGUAGUCUACCGAGCAGAUUCGAAAACUUUUGUGAUGCCCGAUUUGCGUGGAGUGAAUAACAAACAAAAGUUUGCCGAAUCGUUGCAAAUAUUGUAUUUACAAAUGUUCUAAUAUUAGAUCCAUUGCCGAUCCAAAACUAUUCCCAUGCACUGCAGCGGCCAAUUGAAAAAUUACUAGGCGAGCAAAAAAGAAAAUUAUAUAAUCACAUGUUGUUCGGUAGCACGAAUAUGAACGUGUAUAUAAUUCAUCCUGUCUGGCAAUUCUAUUUCAGUGAUCUAUUUGAUAUCCAUGGUGAUUAGCCUUAUUCGGGCAAUUACGUAUUUGAGUUGUUAUCUUUGAAAGUUCGGGGUUUGUGGCGUACUCAGAUAAAGCCAAAGAUAAUAAAACAUUAUAACACCAGUUUGUCUCGUCAAAAAGAUAAACAAUACAGUAAGGACUGGCACAAUGAUAUCGGCAGCUGUUUAUCAAAGUGGAACUAGACUGCGGAAUUGUUAUCAGGAGCAAAAAGAAACAUGACAUUCGCUUUUAAAACUCAGUUUCUUUGUUUAUCGAGUUGUAGUACAAUACAGCAUAUAAAAAUGGAAAUAUUAAUAUGAUUCAUAUAACGAACGAACGAGCGAGUUAAAUCAGAAAUAAGAAAACUGAUUAUGCCAUUAGUUCAACUUUAAAGAAUUCCAUUCCUUAACAUUUUUUAUAAGAGUUCGCAAGUAACUUUUAUUUUCUGUCCCAAUUAACAAUAUCUAUUACUCUGUUGUUCAAACGACAUCGACAAAAGCAAUGUAUAAGAAGAAAAGUCGGAAUGUGAGUUCUUAAUUAAAUAUUGAUUAAAAGGCUUUGCUGAUAGAUAAUUGAUUGCUGAUUAAUGAAUAGGUAUAGCUCCAUUCACCUAAAUCUUACUUAAAAAUGGCACCUUUUGAGGGCCAUUGAACAAUAUUCUAUAGUAUAGCCCGCGGGGCAUGGCACAGCUGGUUUAAGGUUACUGGGUUAGUCUAUUCAAAUUCAGAUUUUUGGCUUUACGAAUUAACACACAUUUAAGUUCAAAUACAUCCAAUAUAAGCAUAAUGCAUUAACCAACUA